AUGUUUCGAUGCUUUCAGCCGCACGCAGUCUUCAAACCCCAGGCACUCCAUGAUUAUGUAGGGCUACAGCUGCCGUCAUGUCUUAACUCAGAGUCACCCAAAGAGCCCGAACAGCUGCAGAAGCUCUUCAUAGGAGGUUUGAGCUUUGAAACAACCAAUGAGAGUCUGAGGAGCCAUUUUGAGCGGUGGGGAACGCUCACAGAUUGUGUGGUGAUGAGGGAUCCAAACACCAAUCGCUCCAGAGCCUUCGGGGUUGUCACGUGUGCCACUGUGGAGGAGGUGGAUGCGGCCAUGAAGGCAAGGCCACACAAGGUGGGUGGAAGAGUUGUGGAACCAAAGAGGGCCGUCUCAAGAGAAGAUUCUCAAAGGCCUGGUGCCCACUUAACUGUGAAAAAGAUUUUUGUUGGUGGCAUUAAAGAAGACACUGAAGAACAUCACCUAAGAGAUUAUUUUGAACAGUAUGGGAAAAUUGAAGUGAUUGAAAUCAUGACUGAUCGAGGCAGUGGCAAAAAGAGAGGCUUUGCUUUCGUAACCUUUGAUGACCAUGACUCUGUAGACAAGAUUGUCAUUCAGAAAUACCACACUGUGAAUGGCCACAACUGUGAAGUAAGGAAAGCCCUAUCUAAGCAAGAGAUGGAUAGUGCCUCGCCCAGCCAAGGAGGUCGAAGUGGUUCUGGAAACUUUGGUGGUGGUCGUGGAGGUGGUUUUGGUGGAAAUGACAACUUUGGUCAUGGAGGAAACUUCAGUGGUUGAGGUGGCUUUGGUGGCAGCCGCGGUGGUAGUGGAUGUGGUGGUAGUGGGGUUGGCUAUAAUGGAUUUGGUAAUGAUGGUGGUUAUGGAGGAGGCGGCCCUGGUUACUCUGGAGGAAGCAGAAGCUAUGGAAGUGGUGGACAGGGUUAUGGAAACCAGGGCAGUGGCUAUGGCGGGAGUGACAGCUAUAACAACGGAGGAGGCAAAGGCGGCAUUGGCGGUGGUAGUGGAAGCAAUUUUGCAGGUGGUGGAAGCUACAAUGAUUUUGGAAGUUACAACAGUCAAUCUUCAAAUUUUGGACCCAUGAAAGGAGGAAACUUUGGAGGCAGAAGUUCUGGCCCCUAUGGUGGUGGAGGCCAAUACUUUGCCACACCCCGAAACCAAGGUGGCUAUGGCGGUUCCAGCAGCAGCAGUAGCUAUGGAAGUGGCAGAGGUUUUGAUUACUGCCAGGAAACAAAGCUUCGCAGGAGAGGAGAGCCAGAGAAGUGACA
Molecule: messenger RNA, 1241 nt
Organism: Globicephala melas (long-finned pilot whale)
Lineage: Eukaryota; Metazoa; Chordata; Mammalia; Artiodactyla; Delphinidae
Source: RefSeq, a predicted model, not a curated record